AUGGGUCAAAACGUGAGCCUGAGGUGUGGAGGACUGAUGGAUGGAGUAGGUCUUGCACUCUAUAAAAAGGGAGAAGAAAAGCCCCUUCAGUUUCUGGAUGCCUCCAGCAAUACUGGCAACAGUUCAUUCCUCCUAAAGAAUGUGACCUACAGGGAUGCUGGCAUCUAUAGCUGCCACUAUUAUCUUACCUGGAAGACAUCCAUUAAGAUGGCAACGUACAACACUGUGGAGCUGAUGGUUGUAGAUAAGCUCCCUAAACCCUCCCUUUCAGCUUGGCCCAGUUCCGUGUUCAAAGUAGGAAAGACCAUCACCCUUCAGUGCCGAGUGUCUCAUCCAGUACUUGAAUUUUCUUUGGAAUGGGAAGAAAGAACAACAUUCCAAAAAUUCUCAGUAGAUGGAGACUUCCUCGUCACUAACAUUGAAGGGCAAGGCACAGGAACCUACAGUUGCAGCUAUCGUAUUGAGGCACACCCUAACAUCUGGUCACAUCGAAGUGAGCAUCUGAAGUUGAAGAGGCCAGCAGGCUUCCUCACCUGGAAUUCCAUUCUGAAUGACGCUCUCAGGGUGUCCUUAACCAUGCAGCUUGUUUCCUUGCUGUUGCUAGUGGUGUGGAUACGGUGGAAGUGCCGGAGACUGAGACUCAGGUAA
Molecule: messenger RNA, 648 nt
Organism: Apodemus sylvaticus (European woodmouse)
Lineage: Eukaryota; Metazoa; Chordata; Mammalia; Rodentia; Muridae
Product: immunoglobulin superfamily member 1-like
Exons: 3
Coding region: 1-648 (215 amino acids)
Source: RefSeq, a predicted model, not a curated record